UGCAUCCACACUACCCCAAAUUUGACCCGGUGAUGAUGAUUUCAGCGCUAAUCCUCUCAUCGGAGAGGAGUACCGAAAUCGAUUUUAAGCGCCCUUUAAGUCGACAAAAAUGGCUUCAUUGUGUGGACUGGUGCAGGGUUAAAUCGAUCUAACGCUGCUAAAUUCGACCUAAACUCGUAGUGUAGACCAGGGCUUAGUAAAAAGAUGGCUCUGCGGGAAAAGAUGCUGUGGCAGCCAACUUCCUUUGUAUUUAAUUUUGGUUUUCAGAAAUUAGUUUAUUGUGCCUCUAGUUUUUAAUACUUAACGCUUUUAAUACUACCGUGAGAUCACAUACAUUAGUGAGUCAUUUACUGCCAGUGAAAAACACACUUCCCUUCAGUUAAAUGAGCCCUUUAAAGCCUGGUCAUAAAUCUUUGCAGGAUCAGGGCCACAGAUAGGAGUAGGAGGCACCUGCCCUGAAGAAUUCACAAUCUAAAUAGACAAGACAGACAAACGUAGGAGAAAUAUCAAAUGGGGAUAAUACUUCCUGUGAGGGUUGAACUUGAGCCACAGAGAAAUUAAGUAAUUUAUCCCAGAUCCCAUAAGAAGAGUCUGUGGCAAAGCUGGGAAUUGAUGACAGAUCUUUUGAGUUCUAUUCCCUGUGCCUUGACCACAAGAUCACACUUUCUCUCACACAAGUCUGCCUUAUAUCAAUUCAGAACUAUUUUUUAAUCUUCAGUAAAAAAAAAACAAAAAAAAACGCAUAAUGGAGGGUCCACUAGUAAAUGUGAGUUUGAAGUUUUAAUUUCUGAUUCACUUGAAAAUCAUACACUUUAAUUAAUGUAUUAAGUUAUUCUCCGUUUGAUAUCUGUGUUUUACAUAUCAGAACAGAUGUAGAGCAUUGUGUGAGAUGUUUUUUAUGUUUUUUUUCUGGCUCUCAGAUGGCAGCAGUUUGUCCUUUGCCUGUUGUCCCAGGCAGAGCCAGAAGAGAACUCUUGUUUGUCUUAGUCAGAAUAGUAGCAUUUGAUCUGAGGAGAAUGAUGGGUGGGUUUUUUAACCUAUUACGAGCCAGCAAUUUUCCAUUUGUUCAAAUAGCUAUGGGGGAGCUAACUAGGCAACUCCUCUGGAGUUCAAUUUUAAAAGUAACUUGUGGAUUGAAUAGCAACAGUGGGGUUUUGCAUAUCAUAACUUAACCCUGUUGAAGACAAAGACAGGUCAUCUUUGGCUCCACUAAUCAAUUUAGUUGCAUAAUAGUUAAACCAUGCUCUUCCAAUUAGAUCCACUCUGCCAAAUGCCUGCACCCACUGAGAUUCUCAGUGACUUCAUUAUAAUGUCUGUUAGAUUUUUUUUUAAUUGUGUAUUAGAAGGGUGUUAUGCUGCUAUGUGAGAAAUGGGAUAUAGGAAAUGAGCUCUAGAUGACAGGAAGUGACUAUUUUAUCAGGGUGUGGCUUUUAAGGGCUCUUCUCCAAUAAGCGUUUUAAAGAUCUUGAUUCUGGAGAUUAAUAUUGUUAACUCUCUUGAGAGUUGCUUGUCAAUGCACCCAACCAAAAGCAAGUUGCUAACUAGCAGUUAUAUGAAAUAAAGAAACAAUCAUAUGAAAACAACAAGAAGAUUUUGAAAUUAAAUAAAAAAUGUUGUGUCCUACAGUAUACUGUGAAUAUUUGAUAGAGGAUUCACAACAUAAAUCCUUUACAUAGUCUCACAUUGUUGUUUCCAUAGUUACUGAGUAAGGUGGGCCAUGAAAUAUCUCCCAUUUAAAAGAGAGGUUUUCAUUUAAGUGUUGACUAUAAAUGAUAAAAUUUCCAGUACACGAAAUUUUAUUUUGUAAACAUCCAAGAUAAAGGCAAGUUGGUGGUCUCAGUUCAGUGGACGGAUAGUCACUAGCACAGUUGAUGCUAAUCUGUACUCUUGUUAGCAGUUUUGGAGAGGCCAUAGAGACUUGAAUUACAUUCUCAUUCCUAAAUGUGGUCCCUUAGGUGAGAUUUGAGGGAUGCUCAAAUGGGUCAGGGCAGAAUGAAAGAGGCUUGCAACUACUGCUACCCAUGCUAUAUCUGUUCUGGGAAUAAAUAUAGGACUUCAGUCUCUAGUGCUAAUGGAGCCAUCGUCUUUCUCAAAUAAUGAAUUUACUUCUUCCUCCUCUAAAAAGGUUAAAGGAUAAUGGCAGGAAAAGUGAAAUGGGUAACUGACAUAGAAAAGUCCGUGCUAAUAAAUAACUUUGAAAAGAGAGGAUGGAUUCAGGUGGCAGAAAAUGAAGACUGGAAUUUUUACUGGAUGAGCGUACAAACCAUCCGCAAUGUUUUCAGUGUGGAAACUGGUUACCGGCUUUCUGAUGACCAAAUCGUCAACCAUUUCCCGAACCACUAUGAGCUGACACGGAAGGACUUGAUGGUGAAAAAUAUCAAGAGAUAUAGGAAAGAACUAGAAAAAGAAGGGAGUCCUCUUGCAGAGAAAGAUGAGAAUGGAAAAUAUAUUUAUUUAGAUUUUGUGCCUGUCACCUUUAUGCUCCCUGCUGAUUACAACCUGUUUGUUGAAGAAUUCAGAAAAAAUCCUUCCAGCACCUGGAUUAUGAAACCUUGCGGGAAAGCCCAGGGCAAGGGGAUAUUUCUUAUCAAUAAACUCUCUCAAAUUAAAAAGUGGUCUCGAGACAGUAAAACAUCUUCGUUUGUUUCUCAAUCUUCUAAAGAAGCCUAUGUAAUUUCUCUCUAUAUCAACAAUCCAUUACUGAUUGGCGGGAAGAAAUUUGACCUGCGCUUGUAUGUUUUAGUGUCUACGUAUCGUCCGCUGCGGUGUUACAUGUAUAAACUUGGAUUUUGCCGGUUUUGCACAGUAAAAUAUACACCAAGUACAAGCGAAUUAGAUAACAUGUUUGUACAUCUUACAAAUGUUGCCAUUCAGAAACAUGGGGAUGACUACAAUCAUAUCCAUGGAGGCAAAUGGACAGUGAGUAACUUGCGCUUGUAUCUAGAGAGUACUCGUGGAAAGGAGGUCACUAGCAAACUGUUCGAUGACAUUCAUUGGAUAAUUGUGCAGUCGCUGAAGGCCGUUGCACCUGUAAUGAACAAUGAUAAACACUGCUUUGAGUGCUAUGGAUACGAUAUUAUCAUCGAUGACAAGCUUAAACCAUGGCUUAUUGAGGUCAAUGCUUCCCCUUCUCUUACCUCCAGUACAGCCAAUGAUCGUAUCCUCAAAUAUAAUCUUAUUAAUGACACACUUAACAUUGCUGUGCCUAAUGGUGAAAUUCCAGACUGUAAAUGGAAUAAAUCUCCACCAAAAGAAGCUCUUGGAAAUUAUGAGAUUUUGUAUGAUGAAGAGAUGGCACAAAGUGAUGGAGCUGAUCGUGAUUUGAGAAGCCGUUCUGGGCAAUCCAUUGGACUAAAAGGAAAUCGAGCAAGAGAUUCAGGAAAGCCCGUGCUCACCACAUGGAAGUAGUGACAAAAUCAAAUUAAUAUCAAAUCAGAAAUAUUUUACUGAAAUUCAGUGUUAUGCUCUUGGCAGGAAAUUUUGAACUGAGGACUCAGGGCUUUCUCUCCUUUGGACGGCUUCCUUCUCUAUUGUGUAUGGGAGUUAAUAACUCUGAAACGGGACAAAGAA
Molecule: messenger RNA, 3570 nt
Organism: Trachemys scripta elegans
Lineage: Eukaryota; Metazoa; Chordata; Testudines; Emydidae
Gene: TTLL1
Product: tubulin tyrosine ligase like 1
Exons: 10
Coding region: 2137-3408 (423 amino acids)
Biological process (GO): microtubule cytoskeleton organization; protein polyglutamylation
Cellular component (GO): cilium
Molecular function (GO): tubulin binding; tubulin-glutamic acid ligase activity
Source: RefSeq, a predicted model, not a curated record